AUGGCGAUACUCACUGACGAUGCCGACUAUGAUGUCGACGAUACGUCUUUGAAUGUACCAUGUCCACGGUCCUACUCUGGAAAUGAUGAUGCAAACGAUGGACUCCGGACGAGUUGUGACUGUGCCAACGAUUCGCCUCUCACCGACGCUGCCGGCACAAUGUCUGGGAAUGUACCAAGUCAACGUUCCGACGCUGGAUAUCAUCAUAAAUCCUCGAGGACAGAAGAAACAGUAUUGGGCUGCUUUUGUUCCACAACGUCUUUCUGUCUCUCCGGCCAAGUUGUGAAAUCGAGUGAUAAGUUGUUUCCAACACAUCCUUUUUCAGAUCCCUUCUACUACUCCCAACUUUGCGUCUUGCCUUCCGGACUCACCCAGCCUCAGCCCAUUCCCGAGCAGCAAUAUUCACUUCCAUUCACUCACAUCCGCCUACCCUAUCCGUCACUAAGGCCCGCUUCGCCCGCGCUCAGUCUCGACACUUUGGCCACUUGCACUGCCACAUUCGUUCCCGUCUGUCGCGCAUUCACACCCGCUUCUUCGCCUCUCGACGACCACAUUGAAGCAAUUCUGCCCAAAUACCCAUGGCUCAACUCGACCUGUCCCACUUCAUCUCACAUCCUUGCUGCCAGCCCUCAGCCUCCCAUUUCGUCACGACCGUGUCAACUGCCCGUGUCUCUUGGCCUCAGCCCAAACAGUCCCAAGUCUCUAGUCACCUCUUCCACUUGGCAGACCCCUUCAGUCUCUUGGUCCGACGCCGCGCCAGAUCUGGCAAGUCACGACGAGGUGAUGCAGCAACUAGAGCUGCGGCGACGCCGGAUCUUUGCUGACAAUUUGAUGCUGCCUGGACUGGCAACACCUUGGCAGGGUCCCGUUGGCCCGACUGUUUCAUCUGUCCAUUUGGACGAUGUUGUCUGUCGGCAAAAGCAGUUGAAGGUGGAGAAUGAUGGAGAGAAGGAGGCGAGGAAAGAGGAGAACAUGUUGGUCUGCCAUGACGAGGAGGACAAUAAGGCUCCAUACGAAGACUUGGAUGCUGAAUACUCCCAGUAA
Molecule: messenger RNA, 1044 nt
Organism: Protopolystoma xenopodis
Lineage: Eukaryota; Metazoa; Platyhelminthes; Monogenea; Polystomatidea; Polystomatidae
Source: the annotation of a GenBank genome assembly